UACUUGCAGGUGUGCUUCUUGUGUUGGUAUAUAACACCCAUUUGCAUAGGCAGAGUCUAUAUUCUUAUUUCUCCUCACACUCAGAAUUACAUAGAAAAAACAUUUCCUUAAAGGAAAUUUUAACUUGAUUUUGGGAGGAUCCAGAAGAGAUAGUGACUCUAUACACUAGUGCUAUUUACCCUACCAUGGAUUCUUCUUCUUCUUCAUCUUCAUCAACUCGCCACUACAACUACGAUGUCUUCCCAAGCUUCUCCGGUCAAGAUGUCCGCAGAACUUUUCUCAGCCACUUUCUUGAAGCUUUGAAAAGCAAGGGAAUCAAAACAUUCAUAGAUAAUGGGAUCAUAAGAAGCGAGUCUAUCAACUCUGAGCUCAUAAGAGCUAUCAGGGAAUCAAGGAUUGCUGUCGUGAUCCUAUCUAAGAACUAUGCUUCUUCGAGCUGGUGUCUAAACGAGUUGCAGCUGAUCAUGGAGUGCACGGUUUCUUUAGGCCAAACUGUGAUGACAGUCUUUUACGAUGUGGAACCAUCUGAUGUUAGAAAGCAGACUGGAGAUUUUGGAAAGGCCUUUAAAGAAACUUGUUACCGGAAGACAGAGGAAGAGAAGAAGAAAUGGAGUGAAGCUUUAUCUCAAGUUGCAGUUAUUGCCGGAGAACAUUCUGUUUCAUGGGCUGGUGAGGCUGAGAUGAUCUCGAAAAUCGUCAUCGAUGUAUCUAAUGAGUUACCAUCAACGGAUUUCGAUCAGUUAGUUGGAGUUGAAGCUCAUCUAGAAAAGAUGAGAUCGGUCAUAUGCUUAGACUCCGACGAGGUGAAGAUUGUGGGGAUCUGGGGUCCUGAUGGUAUUGGCAAAAGCACCAUAGUAAGAGCUUUAUACAACAACAUUUCCAGCAACUUCCAACUUAAGUUUUAUAGGGAGAGAGGUCCAACUAACUCGAUGGGAUUACUAUCGGAAGUGCUAUCUGGAAUGUUAGAUCAUAGAGACAUGAAGAUACUUGACCUGCAAGACGCGCAAUAUAGGUUAACGCGCCAGAGAGUACUUCUUGUUCUUGAUGAUGUCGCUUCCCAGCAUCUACAAGUUUUGCAAAAUCUAUUUCGGAGUCUUUUAUUCGGAAGUAAGGUGAUUGUGGUGAAUAAAGAUAUAGAAACAUUUACUCAUAAUGGUAUAGAGCAGAUAUACAAAGUUCCUUACCCAUCGAGCGAAGAGGCUCUACAGAUCUUUUCAUACUCUGCGUUUGGGCAAAGCUCUCCGCCCAGAGGAUACUUUAAGCAUGCUGUUGAAGUAUCUAAGCUUAUUGCACCUUUUCCACUUGGUCUUAAGGUCUUGGGUUCGGCUCUACGUGGGAAGAGCGAAGAGGAGUGGACAACGGCACCGGCUAAACUCAGAGCCUAUCUUGGGGAUAAGGAUAUUGAGAAAACAAUUAGAUUUGCUGUCGAUGGCUUAUCUGAGAAACAUAAAAAUUUGUAUUUUUCAUUAACUUCAGCUAGUAACCGGGGUAAGAACCUGAAGGACUCCAUAUACUUGCUAGCCAAGGGAGACGACUGGGACGUGGAGAAAGAAAUACAAACCCUAGCUGACAUGGCUCUCAUCUAUAUAUCUAGUGAAGGAGAAAUCAUGAUGCACGAUUUGGUACAUUUAAUGUGUAUAAGGUUACGUUGGUGGUCCAUUUAAGUAAUCGAAAAAUUUAAAACGUUUUCCUGUUAAUACGUUCCCGUAAACAAAUUUUGUUGAAUGUACACAUGUUUUAGGGCGUUGGUUCGUAACAUAUUUCUUCUGUAUCAAUGUACAUAAAUUAACCUUUCGUUGUAAAAAAAAUGUACAUAA
This is a messenger RNA of Brassica napus (rape), 1817 nucleotides long. Its product is annotated as probable disease resistance protein RPP1. The transcript is spliced from 2 exons. Gene Ontology annotation, molecular function: ADP binding. The record is from RefSeq and is a predicted model, not a curated record. Gene Ontology annotation, biological process: signal transduction; defense response. NCBI's taxonomy places the organism in Eukaryota, Viridiplantae, Streptophyta, Magnoliopsida, Brassicales, Brassicaceae. The coding region runs from base 186 to 1664 and encodes 492 amino acids.